This is a messenger RNA of Spea bombifrons (plains spadefoot toad), 2398 nucleotides long. It is a transcript of the gene NCAPH, whose product is annotated as non-SMC condensin I complex subunit H. The record is from RefSeq and is a predicted model, not a curated record. NCBI's taxonomy places the organism in Eukaryota, Metazoa, Chordata, Amphibia, Anura, Pelobatidae. Gene Ontology annotation, cellular component: condensin complex. The transcript has 18 exons. The coding region runs from base 63 to 2183 and encodes 706 amino acids. Gene Ontology annotation, molecular function: chromatin binding. Gene Ontology annotation, biological process: mitotic chromosome condensation.
CCGGAAGGCGCGAACUUUUUGAAAGUACAGUAAACCGGAAGCGGGUGACUGCAGCGGCCAUUAUGACAGCUUCCACACCUCAUUCGGGGGGGCGCCGCCAUCCCGAAACCCCAGAUAGUGCGUUUCUUUCCCCGGCGACCAGACGUCAGCCUGUGAGUUUGGCCGGUACCCCCACUUUGCAGAACUUCACCAGCAACGAUGAUGAGCGUGAGAGGAAACAACGGCGACUGUCCCGAGUCAUUGACCUGCAGCUUAGUAAUGUAGAUUCUCCAGCAUCUACCAUCUCUCCUUCUCAUAGGGGGGCAGACACACCAACAGCUCUUCUACCGAAACUAAAUAAUACGCAGAUCUCAGAUCAUUACUCGACCUGCAUCAAGCUGUCACAGGAAAAUAAAAUCACCACAAAAAAUGCGUUUGGCUUGCAUCUGAUUGAUUAUAUGGGGGAUAUCUUGAAGCAGAAGGACAGCGAACUGACCAAUUUCAAGGUAGCUGCUGGAACACUGGAUGCCAGUGCUAAAAUCUACGCAGUGCGAGUGGAUGCGGUUCAUGCUGACGUGUACAAAGUAUUGGGUGGGUUAGGCAAGGAGUCGCAGGAGGGAUCUGAAAAUCAAGACCCUGAUGCCUCUAGGGAGGGUCCUGAUGAUAAGAAGAACCAGAGGAAAAGGAAGCGCUCCUAUAAAACCAUUGAGCAAAAUCUCAACAACAUUAACCGAUCUGAAACAGAUCGGAAGACUGAGGUUGACCCGUUGUUCCAGAAGGCAGCUGCAUCCUUUGAUGAAUUCAGCACAGCCGGUGUCUUCCUCUCCACUCUUCAGUGUCACAAUUACCAUAGUGAGCUUCGCUUUGAUGCAGAUGUGAAGCCACUCUCAACCAACAAGGAGAAUGAGCCUCCGAGCCCAGGCUCUGUGGAUGUCUCCGAGCUGAAAUCUCCUCUAGCGCAGUGUGCCGAGAAGCGUCCUUUAUGUCCAUCCCUCUCUGGAUUCAGAUUCAUGCAGUGGGACAGCGAUGCCCAAAACGAGACUGUCUCAUCUCUGAUGGACAAGUUUAAGAAGAGCGAUCAUGUCUUUGACAUCAACGCCGAGGUGGAAGAGGACUAUGUGGAUGCUGUGGACCCAAUCGCAGAUGAUUUUGAUGCCGAUGCAUGUGACGCAGGAGAAGCUGGAGACCUUGGAGAGUUUAGAGAGCACAGAGAGGCUUGCAGAGCUGAGAAAAAAGGCUCCCAGCUGACUCAAAUUGGAAAUGGAGACAUCGGCACCAUGUGCCUUCAGUUGUCCUCACGUCCUGGUGAAUAUUCCUAUUUCAGCCCUCGUACGAUGUCUAUGUGGGCAGGACCCGACCAUUGGCGUUUCCGUCCUCGUCACAAAGCAGCUGAGUCCAACACUGACAAACAGCGGGUCAAAAAGGUUAAGAAAGCAUUUGAACUGAAUUUUGAUGAUGAUAUAAAUUUUGAAGUUCACCUCUGCAAAACUAGAGCAGCUACUACGCUUACCAAGUCCACCCUGGAAAGCCAGAAUAAGAAGGCCACCACACUGCCAGCGGAUUUCCACUAUGACCCAGACAAUAUCGUGAAACUAAGUCUAAGGCCAAAGGAUAAGAUCAGAAAGAUGGCUGCUAAAAACUCUGUCUCUGAACAUGAAGAUGUGAUUGGAGAAUAUGAUUACAAUAAUCCCAAUGAUACCUCCAACUUUUGCCCUGCCCUUCAGCCUGCAGACAGUGAUGAUGAUGAUGGUCCUUUCAUGGGCCCUGGAGACGAGUUUGAGUUCACAGCCAACACAGGGUUGCCCGCAGAACAUAAAAUGGAUAUCACCAGCUAUUCAGAAAACAAUCUGGUGGCUGAGCCUCAGAAGGUCAACAAAAUAGAAAUUAAUUAUGCAAAAACUGCCAAGAAGAUGGAUAUGAAACGUCUAAAGACCAACAUGUGGGGGCUGCUAACAAACUGUCCGGAUAAAGAGGUAGAGGAAGAGCAAAUGUCAAACCACGAAUCUGAAUCCAAUGGCAUAACGGAGGAGCGGGCGUUCAGCAAUGUCACACGCGAUCUACAGAAAAGGUUGCCCCCGGUGAUGGCCCAAAAUCUGUCUGUCCCUCUGGCGUUUGCUUGCCUCUUGCACCUGGCUAAUGAGAAGAAUUUAAAGCUCCAAGGCAUGGACGAUUUGUCUGAUGUGCUAAUAUUGCAAGGAGAUUAAUCACCCGAGACAUAACCCUUUUACCUGAAGUAGAACGCCUCAAGCGGACGUGGAAAUCUUUGAACAAAAAUGUUUUAAAGACUCUGUCAUAUCCAACAGAGAAGAGCUGUGUGCCUCUCCCAGAUCUCUGUACAUAGUGUAUUUAUCUAACAAACCUUUUUUUUUAUUAAUGCCAACUGAGUCUAGAAAAAAAUAAAACUUCAUGUGAACCAAAA